UUCAUUUAUGAGCGAAGCCAGCCAGCUGUUUCGUCCACAGCCGUUAGCUUCAGCUAGCCUGGGUUAGCUUUGUUAUAGAGCGUGCUGUGCUUGAACAAACGGAACUUCUGCGUCACAGCCCGCCUUUCCAGGACCUAUUUAAUCAACAGACCGUUAAACACGAGUGGGUCUGUCUCCUCGUAGCUUUUGAAAGUAGCCUUUCACCUUUUGUGAUGUCUUUCCCUCAUUGUGUUGGAGUUUAUAGUAAGCGGGAUACACCCGAACAUGAAAAAACCACAGUGUAACGGAAGCGCUAAGAGUGGACAUUAACCAGGAAGCUCACGAGUCGUAAUGACCACAUGUGAAACAUGAUGCGAGAGAUAGCAGCAGUGGUUUUCUUUCUUAAGAGACUCGUGAAGAAAGGGGAGAAGCUGGAAUCUGACAAGAUUGAGCUGUUUAUUGAGAGGCUGGCUGUUGCACUACAGGAGAAGUUUAAGGGUCACUGGUACCCUGAAAGCCCCAGCAAAGGCCAGGCAUACAGGUGCAUCCGAAUAAACAGAUUCCAUAGGCAGGAUCCGGAUCUCCUUCGGGCUUGCCGGGAGAGCGGGAUAAAAUAUAGUGACCUGGGACUUCCUCGUGAGCUCACACUGUGGGUGGAUCCUGGAGAAGUUUGUUGCAGGUAUGGAGAGCAAAAUCCUUGCUUCUCAGUCGCCACUUUCAGGAGUGAUGAUGAGGAUGAUAAAGAUGUUGCAAAGAAGGUGACUAGCGCUCUGGAGAGAGUGACAUCAGACUACCAUUCGGGUUCUUCUUCUGACGAGGAAAGCACCCAUAGUUCUCCCCUCACUGUCUCCAACAGCCGCUGGACCCACCAGACCAUGAAUCCUGGAGCUCCUUCUUGGCACCCCAAAAAGAUGGUGCCAGGUAAGGGUCACAUCCUUCCACGGCCUCACUACGGCUACAGGCCUCACAGCAGAGCCUCCCACACGUUGAGGAGUAACGUUUGGAUCCCUCCUGUCUACAGAGCGGGCCCCGAAUACUGGGACACGCACCAAAACGUGGCACAUAGUUACAGUUAGGGACCAUGGUGCUUGUUGUUCACACUGGACAUUAAACCUAGAAAAAACUUUGACUGAGAUUUUUUUUUUUUAAACAUGAAUUUUUAUAACACAAGUAUUGUUUUUCAGUCUUUUUGCACUUUAGAUGUUUUUGUUACAGUUGGAAUAACUUGUAUGAAAUUAGGCAAUAAAAUUGGAAUACUACAUGUGUAAUUUUGUGAAUUACUGUAUUUUUACUACAGGAGACGUUCAUGUAUGCAGCUUAAUGUCCUUUGUGAUGAAAUGUUUUAUUUAUUAAGCAAAGAUUUUCAUAUGUAUAGGCUUAAUGUUAUAAACUUUUAUUAAACAUUUCCAAGCAUCA
This is a messenger RNA of Gambusia affinis (western mosquitofish), 1395 nucleotides long. RefSeq names its product B-cell translocation gene 3 (gene btg3). Gene Ontology annotation, cellular component: cytoplasm; nucleus. The record is from RefSeq and is a predicted model, not a curated record. Lineage: Eukaryota; Metazoa; Chordata; Actinopteri; Cyprinodontiformes; Poeciliidae. Gene Ontology annotation, biological process: negative regulation of cell population proliferation; negative regulation of mitotic cell cycle. The transcript is spliced from 5 exons. The coding region runs from base 348 to 1055 and encodes 235 amino acids.